UCAUUGUGAUAUGUAUCGUAGUCUGGGAUGGUAUUCCGACGCAGGAAGCCGACAGCGUCUACCGGAUGCUGUCGGUCAAACUGAACAAAUACGGUCUUCCAACGGUACGUCGCUGUGCGACAAACGAGAACCGAACCUGCGCUUGUCAGGGUCUCGAUCCGGAAACUUGUGGAGUCUCGUACAGCUUUGGCUGCAGCUGGUCUAUGUACUAUAAUGGUUGUAAAUAUGCACGCUCCAAAACGGUACGCAAAUUCCGUUUGUCUGUGAAGAAUGAAGAAGCAGAGAUCGAGGAACGAAUGAACAUCUUGGCGACGAUGUUGAGUCCGCUGUACGUAACGGUUGCACCACAGGCCUUCCAAAACCAGGUCCAGUACGAACGGGAAGCACCCGACUGUCGGCUGGGACUGAAGCCCGGAAAGCCCUUCUCAGGUGUAACCUGUUGUUUGGACUUCUGUGCCCACACGCAUCGAGACCUUCACAAUAUGCAGGAUGGAUGUACCGUGCAGGUAACGUUACUGAAACCACUACCACCAGGCGUUAAAGCUGACGACGAACAACUGCAUAUACUUCCGCUUUACACAAUGGAUACUACUGACGAGUUCGACAGUGAAGAAGGCCAAAAGAAAAAGGCCGAAAGCGGAGCCGUACAAGUGCUGGAGAAAUUCGCAACUGAAGUCCGAGUACGAUCAACACCGCUUCAGCCAUGCCGGCGGCACGGUAAGAAGCGAGGUAACGGCAAAGACGAGAAGACAAAGGAUGACUCCAACAAUGAGGAAUCUGUGCCAGAAACGCCGCCACCUCCUCCGCCUCCGACGAAAAAGGAGAGUAAAUCUAAGAGCAAGAAAGGUUCGAAUUCAAGCGGCAACAACAGUGGUAACGGAAGUAAUAGCCAGAACUCUUCUGGCUCCGGCUCACCAAAAGGCCAAAGCUCGAAUAGCAACAGCACAAAAAACAGUGGCGAUCCUAACGGUAACGGUAAUAAUAGUGCGACAAAUAUCAACAAACCACCCACUCCGCAAGGACAGCCGACAGGCAACAAUGGGUCAAACAGUGCGUUCACUCCACCAAACGCAAUUACCUCGCCAAACAAUGCAGGUAACAGUACCCUCGUAGAUAUGUAA
Messenger RNA from Armigeres subalbatus, 1121 nucleotides. RefSeq names its product methylcytosine dioxygenase TET-like. Gene Ontology annotation, cellular component: nucleus. Gene Ontology annotation, biological process: positive regulation of transcription by RNA polymerase II. Lineage: Eukaryota; Metazoa; Arthropoda; Insecta; Diptera; Culicidae. The record is from RefSeq and is a predicted model, not a curated record. The coding region runs from base 66 to 1121 and encodes 351 amino acids. Gene Ontology annotation, molecular function: DNA 5-methylcytosine dioxygenase activity. The transcript is spliced from 4 exons.